Molecule: messenger RNA, 1145 nt
Organism: Branchiostoma floridae (Florida lancelet)
Lineage: Eukaryota; Metazoa; Chordata; Leptocardii; Amphioxiformes; Branchiostomatidae
Exons: 6
Coding region: 20-1045 (341 amino acids)
Biological process (GO): regulation of transcription by RNA polymerase II; immune system process
Cellular component (GO): nucleus
Molecular function (GO): DNA-binding transcription factor activity, RNA polymerase II-specific; RNA polymerase II cis-regulatory region sequence-specific DNA binding; protein binding
Source: RefSeq, a predicted model, not a curated record
CCUUCGCAAUCUCAGCACCAUGGACCAGCACAGGUUGAGGCAGGAAAUGGCAAACGCCCUACACGAGGAGGAUGUGAGCCUGUCGCCCCAGGAGCGGCCGCGGACCCGGCAGAAGCUGAUCCCGUGGCUCCGUGAGCGGGUGAACUCCGGCCAGGUCCCCGGCGUGGGGUGGGUGGACGAGCCGAGAGGCAUCGUCAGGAUCCAGUGGACUCGGAAAAGCCAGCAUGACUACGACGUGGACCAAGACGGAGCGAUCUUUAAGGAGUGGGCGGUGCACACGGGGAGGUACACCGAAGGCGUGGACACGCCUGACCCGUCCAGGUGGAAGACCAACUUCAGGUGCGCCAUGAACAAGUCAACAGAGGCCGACUACCUGCGAGAUCAGAGCCAGGAGCAAGGCGACAGCCCUUACCGAGUGUACCGUCUCUCCCCGCCGUCCACAGACGACGCCUACCAGCUCAUGAAUGGCCACCGUUUGUCGCCAGUUCUGGAUGAAGACUGUGAGCUACUCAUAGAGCCACAUUACGGCAGUGACAUGCUAUUCCGUACCAAGCCCUCCCACGGAUGUCUGCUCCACCCUCCCGACUUCCAGCGAAACGGCUUCCACGUCCCCGCCGAGUUGGUGGCGCUGCCCCAGUACACAGGAGGUAACCCCCACAAGCGGGAGCAGUACAGCAGGGUCUUCAAUCACCUGGACAAAGGCAUUGUGUUCCGUGUCCUGAAUAACGACCUGUACGUGACGCGGCACUGCCGUGUGCGGGUGUUCUGCCGCAUGGCGGGCGGCAAGGUCGUCAAGCUGAAGAAAGGCGCCAAAACCAAGGUGUUCGACUACGGCACGUUCCUGGCAGCUCUGCAGGACUACGCGAGGACCGGGGUGACCCACCAGCGCCCGGAGACGCAGGUGUACCUGAACAUCGGGCAGAGCGACCCAGGUCCUCCCAACUCCCAGGCUCUUAUCACCGUGGUACUGCGUCACGUGACCGCAGAACAGCGCCUGCGCACUGUGGAUGAGUCACAGCCAAAUAUGGCAAAAAUGUGUGGCUAAGGUGACAAACAAUAAAAGGAAAAGAUAAUGCAAAAUAUGUCGAUGAAGAUUAGACAUCCAGAUAAUAAGAUAUACCAAAAAGCAGUUACUCAAGCAACUG